UGUUUUCAAGGAAGUUUUUUAACGAUAUUAUUUUUGAAUUAAAAACACACCUGUGGAUCCAUCUAACGGGCCGCGCGCAAGGAGCAACACUGCAACACGUCGUCGUUUUGCGAGGGUGACUCUGCACAAUCUCACAAUCAUCAUCACUGCAACUUUGACAAUGCUUUUCCGUAACCGCAUAUCACGCCCUAAAUCAACGCAAUAAUAUCCACGUUACAAGCCCGGAGUGAUCUAUAUCCACUUUCGUGCUACGUUUUCAUUGGUUCAUAUUCCACCAGCAUUUGACUUUUUCAUUAGCUGACCAACCACAUUGAGAGGCGCCCUCCAAACCUAAUACUUCAGCCUCACAAUAUUAUUAUCGGAGAAAGGCUUCAUAAAAGCGAAAGGCCUUCUUUUUGGUUUGCCUUUCCUGCUUUCCAGUUUUGUGCUCACUUUUAUCCGCCGAGUGGGCUAUGGAGUGUGUGGACCCUGUUACCUCACUCAUCCCUGACUCGCCUUCUUUUCAGCCGAGUUGUGACUCGCCCAUGAGACACCAUCAUCAUCCUCGGAAUUGCAUAAAUUGCAGGAUGGAUCCGUCCCGGAAGUCCAAGCUCAGGCCUUUUGGCCCUUUUAGCUGUGGGUGCUUCUCUGAAUCUCGCUUUCACUUUUGUACCAGUUGGUGCAAUGGCCGAAUCCCAGGAAGUAACUGUCGAGGGGGUUCCGGGAACGCCUGCCAUAAGGGAGGUGAGACCCGAGAAGGUGUCCGAAAAGCUCAAUGCUGGAAACGCGUCAAGUGAGAACCCGAGUUUCGGGAUCAGAAGAGUUAAUUUAAGAGCUGAGAUUGACACAUCGCCGCCAUUCGGGUCUGUUAAGGAGGCAGUGACCCGUUUCGGAGGUAGUGGACCUUGGCCACCUCUUUACAAGCUUGGAGAGGCUUUUACUAGAUGGGGAAGUGGUGGAGUACAGAUCAUUUUGAGAUUCAAAAAUCGAAUGCACCUUUCAGAAUUUUCGUGGAAGAUGCUGACGCUUUGCUGGGAACAUUUUCUUUUUUCUUGAUAAACUGUUGGACACAUUUUGCAUGUGUACUUUCGGGGUUUUAACUACUAGUGAAAUGAGUAUCUUUAAAUUGCCACAGUAAUUAUCCUUAAGGAUUAAGGAAGCCAUUCAUAUCAGUCCUUUGAAUUUUCUAUGAUCAGGUUUCCCAUGCAUCACCCCGUCCAUUCUUACAAGCAUUAUUCUUUUUGCAUUCUUGAUAUCUCUGUACUUCUUUGGCUUACUUUCUGAUAUGG
Molecule: messenger RNA, 1268 nt
Organism: Prosopis cineraria
Lineage: Eukaryota; Viridiplantae; Streptophyta; Magnoliopsida; Fabales; Fabaceae
Product: WEB family protein At2g40480-like
Exons: 2
Coding region: 664-1035 (123 amino acids)
Source: RefSeq, a predicted model, not a curated record